AUGGCUGUCAUUUACUACAGAUUUCGUUCACAAAAGCCCGACCACAUUGCCACUAUCAAAUUUGACGGUACGGGGCUGACCGUUUUUGAGCUGAAGCGUGAUAUCAUCAUGGCAAAUAAUUUACUAAAUUCAGCAGAUGUUGAUAUUAUAUUGUAUAGCUCUGAAAACAUACAAGACUCAAACGUUUUCAGCUCCGAAAAUGAUAGAGAACUUGUCGAUGAUAAUGAGGUUAUACCACGUUCCGCUACUGUUAUUGUUCGUAGAACGAAUGCACUUAAAAAAGGAAGAGGUAAUGUUCAACGGUAUGUCACUGGUAAGCCUAGAUUGCACCUCACUUCAAACUCGGCUAGUAUCAAUACUAAUAAUUACGCAAUACCAGCUGUAGGCGGCACAACUGGUAAUGGUGAUGAGGACGACAUGAUCCAAAAGAUGUUUAAUGCCCAGGAUCAACAGUGGUCCGAGCAGCAGAGCGUGUUAGCAACAGCAACUAGGGUAGAUACGUAUAGGCCUCCAACUAAUGAACCUGUUCCAGAUUAUUACAUUUGUUACAAGUGUGGUGAAAAAGGUAAACACAAUAUCAAGAAUUGUCCUAAAAACAACGAUCCAAACUGGGAAGGCGUUCGUAUCAGGAAAACGACUGGUAUCCCAAAAAGUUACUUGAAGACUAUUGAAAAACCAAACGAAAAUAUGGGAGAUGUACCGCCAAAUGGUACCACAUACAUGGUCAAUGAUGAAGGUAAGUACGUGGUUGCUGUUGCUGACACUAAGGCAUGGGAGCAAUUUCAAAAUAUUAAAAAGGGAGAAAAACUAGCCAACACCGAUGAUAUUGAUGUAGAAGAUGGCGAAUUGAAAGACCCUGAAACAGGGAAGCUAUGGAAGAAUCCAGUACGAACACCAUGCUGCAAUAAAGUAUAUUCAAGAAAGUACAUUGAGGACAAACUUAUUGAAGACGAUUUUACAUGUCCAAACUGUAAGAAAGAACAGAUAUAUUUGGAUACUUUAACACCAGAUGAAGAGCUACAGAAAAAAAUUACAGGAUACAUUGAAGAGAAGUCUAAGGCAAAGAAAGAAGAGGGUAACUCGCCCAAGAGGCAACAGCUCAAACCACCAGGAAUGACAAUGCCGAUGAUGCCAAUGCCAAAUAUGAUGAAUAUGCCUGCUUUAAACAUGGGCAUGCCUCCUUUCAUGCCAUUCAUGAAUCCUUACAUGAAUUCGAACACGCCAAACCCAGUAGCAAACAGUAUGCAUUCACAGCAAAAUAGCCCGGGGCAACAGCCAAAGUAA
Pichia kudriavzevii is the source of this 1284-nucleotide messenger RNA. RefSeq lists its product as uncharacterized. Gene Ontology annotation, molecular function: ubiquitin-protein transferase activity; zinc ion binding. The record is from RefSeq and is a predicted model, not a curated record. Bases 1 to 1284 code for a protein of 427 amino acids. Gene Ontology annotation, biological process: protein ubiquitination. The transcript has a single exon. Lineage: Eukaryota; Fungi; Ascomycota; Pichiomycetes; Pichiales; Pichiaceae.